Molecule: messenger RNA, 6929 nt
Organism: Siniperca chuatsi (mandarin fish)
Lineage: Eukaryota; Metazoa; Chordata; Actinopteri; Centrarchiformes; Sinipercidae
Gene: prdm6
Product: PR domain containing 6
Exons: 9
Coding region: 158-2095 (645 amino acids)
Cellular component (GO): nucleus
Molecular function (GO): protein binding; histone methyltransferase activity
Source: RefSeq, a predicted model, not a curated record
GCAGCAGCCGCUCGGUAGUUUUGGCUCCGGAGACGCGCAGGACGCAGCGUACUGUCCCGGCUUCCCUCGAUGGUUCACCGCAGCCCGGAGGAGGGACAAACCUUCCACCCCUGCCCGGAAAUCAGCUCCCAGGAUCCGCACACACUCUGACAGCACCAUGCUGAAGCCAGGCGACCCGAGCGGCUCGGCCUUCCUGAAGGUGGACCCGUCCUACCUGCAGCACUGGCAGCAGCUCUUCCCUCAGGCGCAGCUGAAGGCUCCUCUGGCCCCGCCGCCGCCUCCACCUGACCGCCUCUCCAUCCCCAUGGAGAGCCUGCGCCCGUCCCGCCUGCACAGCCACCUCCUGGCCUCCACACACUGCACCUCCUCUUCUUCUUCCACAUCCUCCUCCUCAGCUUCUUCUUCAGCAGCGGCGGUAGCAGCAGCUCUCACCCCAUCCUCCUCCAUCUCCAUCUCCACCUCGGCAGGACUCUCCCAGCUGCCCGUGCCCCAGCAGAUCGCACUCUUCGGGCAGGCGUUGGCCCCGGUGUGCGCCGGGCCUGGAGGACCUGGAGGAGGAGGAGGAGGAGGGCCAGGAGGAGGAGGAGGAGGAGGAGGAGACCUGAUGGUGGUCGUCCCUCCAGAGAACCAGCAAGGUCACAACCCAGCAGCGGGGCUUCUCCAUCAGGCCAAAGAGCAGAGCUGCGGGGGGGUCGGCGUGGUGUCGUCCAGUGUGAAGAGCAGCGGCAGCGGAGGAGGCGGAGAGGAGGCCGGCAAAGGAGCGACGGGCAGGUUCAAGCUGACGUCGGAGGAGCUGGACUACUACCUGUACGGACAGCAGAGGAUGGAGAUCAUCCCACUGAGCAACCACACAGGAGAGGUCAACAACCGCUGUGACAUGUGUGCAGACAACAGGAACGGCGAGUGUCCGAUGCACGGCCCUCUUCACUCUCUGCGGCGACUCGUCGGCACCAGCAGUACGGCGGCUCCCGUCGCCCUGCCGGACGUCCCUGAUUGGCUCAGAGACCUGCCCAGAGAGGUGUGUCUGUGCACCAGUACAGUUCCUGGUCUGGGUUAUGGGAUCUGUGCGGCUCAGAGGAUCCCUCAGGGAACCUGGAUCGGCCCAUUUCAGGGAGUCCCUCUGCUGCUGGACAAACUGCAGUCUGGAGCCGUCAGAAACACCAGACACCUGUGGGAGAUCUAUGAUGCAGAGGGGACGUUACAGCACUUUAUUGAUGGUAAUGAUCCCAGUAAGUCGAGCUGGAUGAGGUAUAUCCGCUGUGCCCGACACUGUGGGGAGCAGAACAUGAUGGUUGUACAGUACAGGUCCUGUAUCUUCUACAGAGCAUGUAUGGAUAUCCCCAGAGGAACAGAGCUGCUGGUUUGGUACAAUGACUCCUACACUUCCUUCUUCGGCAUCCCGCUGCAGUGCAUCGCUCAGGACGAAAACUUAAAUGUCCCAGCCACGGUGGUGGAAGCCAUGACCAGGCAGGAGUCCCUCCAAUCCUUCAGCAAGAACAGCAAACCCUCCUCUUCCUCCUCUUCCACCCCCUCCACCGCCCUCAUGCGCUCCAUGGUCUUCCCCCACUCCCCCUGCCCUAGGAAUUUCUCCCUUUUGGACAAGGUUGGGGUCGGGGUUCAGUCGGACUCCAGUUUCAGCCAGUUGGGGUCAAAGAACCAGCGAAUCCUGGCGAGCCCAACCUCCACGAGCCAGCUGAGCAGUGAUUUCAGCGACUGGCACCUGUGGAAGUGUGGCCAGUGCUUCAAGACCUUCACUCAGAGGAUCCUGCUGCAGAUGCACGUCUGUCCGCAGAAUCCUGACAGACCAUACCAGUGUGGCCACUGCUCCCAGUCCUUCUCUCAGCCAUCAGAUUUGAGGAACCACGUGGUGACGCACUCAAGCGACCGACCCUUCAAAUGUGGAUACUGCGGUCGUGCGUUCGCUGGUGCCACAACACUCAACAACCACAUCCGCACUCACACUGGGGAGAAGCCGUUCAAGUGCGAGCGUUGCGACCGCAGCUUCACGCAGGCAACUCAGCUCAGCCGCCACCAGCGACUUCCGAACGAGUGUAAACCAGUGAAUGAGAGCAGCGAGUCCAUCGAGGUGGAUUAACCCCCGACUGUUUACUGACUGAGACCACAUCCGCAUUAAGGCAGCUAAAUUUGAAAACACGUCUUUUUCUCUCUGUUUUGGCUCUCCAUCCACACUAAGCCAGCAUUUUUCUCACCAGAAACAUUCCUGAGUGGAUGAAUCUGAAAAUGCUGACUUCAUGUUUUACUAGGAAUUUGUAUCAAAAGCGACAUCAGCAGUGCGUAAGCGCUACUGAAGCGUCCAUCUGUUCAAUUCACAUCGACCCAGACCCUCCAUUUUGCCGUCGCUGUCCCCAGAGGCAGAGCUCCUGAGGAAGACACACUAUCUUCACCAGGCCGACUGAUAUCAGAAAUCUAAUGAACAAAAAUAGUUGACUCCAUGACGAGUAUACACGAAGAAAACUGCAUUGUUUUAAUGUAUUGAUUCAUUGACUUUAUUUCCCCACCCUCUACAAUAUGCCUAUAAUGAAACCAGAAAGCUCACAGUGAAACUGGGGGCCUCGAUCAGUAGUUAUAGAUAUAGUUAAUGAGUUCACGACAUAUAGGCAGCUGGUGGUUUGUGUGAUUUAAACAGCUGCCUGUGGAUAUUAACUUCACUAAGCAUGCUGGGGGGGGGUCCCGUAGUAACAUGCAGGUUUCUGAGUUUGUGUGGAGUGUUACAUUUGAUAAAAAGGAAGUUUAUCUAGCCCUUUACAUUACAUCGCAUUUAUUUAGCCUUAGACAAAAACUGAGCCUUUAGAAAACUACGACAUAAGCCUGCUAAGUUAUUGUUGUGGGAUGUGUGGCAGUAAAUUUAAGACAACUUUCUGUUGCCUUUAACUCAAAAUGUCAAUACAGCCCGUCCCAGGCUACAGGUGUUGUCAUUGUGCUGUAUUUAUAUUGAUUUUGUCAGAUGACUUCAUGAUCAGGAAAUACUGAUUUAAUCGGCUCAGUAGCAGGUAAACAGGUAGCAUUUACGAGCCAGAAUCAAAUCAGUAUUUUAUACUUGUUCCGUUGUCUGACAGCAGAAACAAAAAAUAUGUAAAUGAGAACAACUAAAUCGUGAGAUGGUGUAUUGAAACACAUUGUAGGUGAUGAUGGAGAGUAGUCCCACUGCUCAGCACGUUAGCUGUGAUUAAUAAGUUCUGUUUGCUGACCAAAAAAGGAAACAGAGAAGAGACUUUUUUCCUGUUGUCCUGGCAUUUCAUUGUGGAUGGAGAUCUUUAGGAAAACAACCUGAAAAAGGACGUGGUUCGUUAAGAGCGUUUUCAGAUUUAGCCGGCUUAGUGUGAACAUAUUCUGACUGUCUACAGUUGUGACUUAACUGACUGACUGACUGACAGAGAGACAUUAAAGCCACAUUCAUCCUGCUGGAGAGAUUCCUGAUUCAACCAAACCAAAGAUCCUUUUUUUUCCCAGCAGAGAAGAAGAACUUUCAGACAAAGAGGUCGGACUAACAAACUUCUUUGGAUGAGGAUAUUUAUUGGUGACUUUUGGGAAUCAUGUCUGGUUUCCCUCCAAAGAAAACUCUUUCUUGAAACCGGGACAAAAACAAUGAAAUACCAAAAAAUUCAGACUGAUUGUCUGUCUGUAGCUUUACUUCUCGGUUUCUUUUUUCUUUUUGCAACAGUGAUGCCAAAGGAGGGCGCGACCAAAGCAAACAGACUGAGAAUGCACAACGAGCAACAACACGAACGUCUGAGGAUGACGCUCGAGUUUUACGUCACAAAAUGAACAAAAUAAAAUGACAAGGAGUAUGUAUUGUGGGAAAAAAUGACAAAAGAAAAGAAAAAGAAAGGACAAAAGAAACAUAAAUUAUAUUUAUCUUCUUGCUCAUAUCAUGCUUCGGGCACUUUUGUUUUGAAAUGUUGAUAAUUUAAUUUUUGCAGCUCUGAUGUUGGCAAAUGUUAAGAUGUAGAAAGGAGGGAAAUACUGAAGAGAUAACGGAUGUGAUUUCUUAUAGAAAUAAUCCCACAGUUCAUAAAGAGAUGUGGUAAAUAUGAAGUUGACACAGCAUGUGUUUAAAAAUGUAUCUGGGUUAAAGUCAGUCCAUGUGUUCCCAUCUGUUCAGUUUUUUUGUUUGUUUUUUUCAGAUGAGUAUAAAGAAAACAUCUGAUCGUCUGAAGCACAAACAUCUUAAAAACCAAAAAGGGCAAAUGUUUUCUGGUUUGAAAAAUACUUUCUCAUCUCUCUCAUGAUAAGUGUUGUCUCAUAGAGUAUAUUUGCUACGCAAUGCAAGUUUGAAUCCAUACACAAGCAAUCUCAGAUGUGUAAAUAGUCCUGUGUCAUUACGAUACACUUUGUAUUAAAAUGAGUGAGGGUAAAAGCACAGUUAUUACAUGAACACCAAAUAGGUUUUUGUGCCUGAGAGUUUAAAAAGCUUUAAUAAUAAUAAUAAUAAUAAUAAUCUGAAAACUGUAACUUCCCAAAGAUCAACAGUGUUGAAGCUGGUGGAUGUAAAUCUACAGUCCAAACCAAAACUCAGAGGGAUGUUUCACUGCGGGAAAACACCUUUACUUUUAUCACACAAACUUUCACACUCAACCUUACUUAUUUAUUUAUUGUGAACACUUCCUCCUGCUGGUUAUGACAACUAGAACAUGACAAGUUGUGCUGUAAUUAAUCAUAACCUAUACUUAAUGGGCCACGCUGAACAGAAACAUUACAAUUCAGGCCCAUUGCGGCUGAGUGUCGGCAAACUCUGGCUGUGUUCUGGCACUUAAGUACCAAAUGUGAGCCAAAUCAAAUGAGUACCAAACCUGUCUCGUAUAUGGCUGCUGGAUUUGCUGAGAUUUAGUAGUAGUCAGUACCAUGGGUUUUUGGCUACCUAUGUCUGCUCUUGCUGUAGCGUUGAUCUACCUCUAUGAUUAACUGCCUACAAAGGUUGCUUGAGUGAUUGCUCAGUUCCACACUCCAAUCAGCAUCAGUGUCUUGCAUGUUCACUUGUCCUACAGGACAUCUGCAUCAUCAGUUCUUGUCUGUUGGACCAUUUGACUACUUAGAAAUUUUCAUACAUUCUGUCGAAUAUUGUGAAGUUAUAUUAUGUGAAUACACGUGUAGCUCUGGUAAUACUUUUUAACAUUGAUGGCAGUUGGAAUUAUAUGUCAACUUUUAAAGCUUGGCAGAUUAAAUUUGAAGUUACCACCACAUUUCAUAUGUGAAAAUACUUCGCAAAUGUCAAAAAUGGUACCAAGUCCCCCAAUAUCAACUGUUCAAAGUAACUCCUGGAAAACUAUCACUUAUUUUACACAAAUUAACCCUACCUAUGAAAAGUGAGAAAUAUCUGUAGGCAUAGGUUGACGUUCUUCCAGUGAGCUUUGAAUGCAACAGUGAUAGUUUAAAAGAAGUAGUUUUACAUUUUUACAGAUUCCCAAAACUUGAUAGCCACAGGUCAUCAAGUGUUGCGUGAAUAAAUAUAAAAAAUAUAUUCCUAUAUUUGAGAUGGUUUAUCUCUCCAUUUAGAGUAAACCUCUUAUCAUUUGUGUGAUGUGAUAAUAUGUCCUGAUGUUUGGGUGGCGAUGGCAGACAGGUCAGACACGUUGGAGCUGAACGAACUGCUCUCCAAACUCUUAGAGACGUUUUUGUGUAACUAAAAGUAAAACAGGACGGUGUAGUCCCUCAUUCGUCCAGGAGUGUUCCAUGGUAGAAAAGGUUUCAGUCGUAGUCAUCUGGACGCUGUUUUCAGAAUCAAGACGUUUCGGCUCCCAUCCGGAAGUCAUUCUCAAUUGUGAAAAUGGUCUGAGAACUCAGAAAUUUAAGCUACUCUGUGUUACUUAAGCCCCGCCCUCAGGGAGGAGUCUACCUGAGUGUCUGCUGUUUACCCUGCCUAGUUUCACCUGAAACUGCCCUUCUUUUGUUUCCAUGAUGACCCAGUAACCAGUAAUCAUCCGUGAGGGCAGGACUUAAGCAACACAGAGUAGCUUACAUUUCUGAGUUCUCAGAACAUUUUCACAAUUGAGAAUGACUUCCGGAUGGGAACCGAAACGUCUUGAUUCUGAAAACAGUGUCCAGAUGACUACGACUGAAACCUUUUCUACGAUAAAAGUAAAACAGUUUUGUACCCGAGUGAGACAUCUCUUUAUUCAGAAUGCAGAUUGAUCCAAUGCUGUAUAUAGAAAAAUACAAACUAUGGGAUUUUAUAUGAUGGAUCAGUGGGACUGAGGUAAAAUAAUCUGACUCAGUAAAGGACAAAAACACGAAUGUGAAUAUGAACCAGAGCUCUGAGCAAAUUCACUUUCUGUUCACAUCUGUCAGGAUCCAGAGGAUGGACUUCAAGAAUCAUUUCUGAGACACAAACUUGUGACAAAAUUAUAUUUAUUUAUUUAAAAUAAAAACCCACCCUGAAUUACUGGUCAAACAUAGACAACCUGAUGACAUGUUUUGAUAUUUCUACAAGCUACAGUGGAUUUUGGCAGCACCAAUCUUUCAUCAAGGAACACGUCGGAAAUAAGUAUGUAAACUUAAUGUCGUCUUUUCUUUCCAAACCCAAAUUUGGUGUAACAUCAUAAGUUGGAGGUUUCUAAUAGUGAAAAAUAUUAUAUUGAUAUGCAGAAUUAAUUUAUCCUCAAUUGGAAGGAAACAUGAAACAACUUUUCUGGAUGAAAUCAACCUCUGAUCAGCUGAACAGUAACUGAAUCUUGCUCCGCCCUUCUGAUGAUGAUAAUCAUUUUCCUCUGUAAUAUGACUGAUAGACUCUGAUGGGAAAAAAACAGUCAUGCCAAACAGAAAGACUCUUAUGAAUCCAUUUUGACUCGAUCUUGUUUGCAUGAAUUCUGACUCCUUUCCCCCCUUUUUUUAAAUAAAUGACAAAAUGAGAUCAAAAACCAAAAAGAUGUUGUUCUAUAGGAAAUAAAGCUGAAGUCCAGUUUUGAUUCUUA